Molecule: messenger RNA, 3466 nt
Organism: Linepithema humile (Argentine ant)
Lineage: Eukaryota; Metazoa; Arthropoda; Insecta; Hymenoptera; Formicidae
Product: golgin subfamily A member 6-like protein 25
Source: RefSeq, a predicted model, not a curated record
UAUAAAUUAUAAAUAUAUAUAAAUAUUAAAUAAUGACGCGAGAAAAGACGAUAACGGCAACAAUAACGUUAAUUAAUUAUUAUUACCAAGAAGAGAUCGAAGUAUAUAAAUAUAUAUAUAAAUACAACCUGCAUACAUGCGUAACACACAAAAAAAUACGGACACCUGAAUAUACAUACUAUUACUUACACGGCCGCGGGAGAUAUACGUAUGUAGAUGUAUAUAUGUAUGCACACACGUAAAUAUAAAUAUAUAAAUACGAGUUUAAAUCAAGAGAGAAAGAGACAGAAAGAGGAAGAGAAUCAGACGGCGAACGGCAGACGCGAAGAAAAAGAAGUUGCCAACGAAACACACGAAGAAAGAUGAUAAAUAUAUAACUAACGAUCAUUUAAAUGUCGAUAAACGAAUUAACAGAGGAUCGAGGAUUAUCGUGAUUCGUCCCGCAACCACUCGAAGAUGCACAUUCUUGCGGACUUCAUAGCAAUCGAUGCAUAUACAUACACGUAUACACGUUAAAUCAAAAAAUAUACAUAUUUUCAUCUUCCUUUGUUCUCUUCUGUGUGCUUCCGCCUUUGCUUUUGCAAUCCUAUACAUUUUGCCACUUUAUCAAUGAAUGUCGCUUCGGUAUGCAUACCGCACACUAGUCCCAGGAUAACAAGGACGAAUCUCCUUGGCGAGAAGCACUGGAGGCGAAGAAUCAUAUCAUAUUCGAGUUAGAAAAGAAGAUGAAAAGCCUUCAAACGGAGCACGACAAGUGCAAAGAUUUGUUGAGUGAUGCGAACAACAAUGAAUCCUGGAAGGAGGAAGUAGAGGCGAAGAAUCAACGCAUUGUCCAGCUGGAACGGCAAUUGAUAUAUUAUGAGGCCCUAAAGGAUGACACGAAGCAUAAUAGAAUGAACAAGGAUAUUAAGACGAGAGCAUACAAGAAUCGGCAAACCCUUGAACAAAUAACGGAUUCAAAAGAAUUUUCUAAGAAUCAUGCGGAAAAGAUGAUAGAAUCUCGCGAAAAGGAUAACGAUGAGAAAAUGAGCGGAGAAGCGGAGGAGUCCUGGACGCAGGAGAUCGAGGCGAAGAAUCAGCGCAUUGCCGAGCUGAAGCAGGAAAUGGCAUUGCUGGAAAAUUUUCUGCGGGAAAACGUGGACACGCAAAGGCUGCACGAUCUCGAGAAGAAGAUCGAGAGAAAAUCCAAACGAACAAAAGAAUUGGAGGAUGCUGUAGAGGAGCUCGAAGGCUUUCUCAAGGAUAGCGUGAAGGAGAUACGCGAUCUGCAUCACCAAAUGUCGUUUGACAAAGAACGUAUUGUGAUGCUGGAGAAGUGGAUUCAGAAGAAUAAUCUCCUAAAUGUGGGGAUUGAUAAAGCAAGAAUCAUAGAACUGGAAGAAAUGGUGACGAAUCUGGAGAACUACGUCAAAGAGCACAACGUGGACAGUCUUAAGCGGACGCUGCAGGAUCGAGAGUGCAGAAUUAAUCAACUGGAAAAUCAGAUCGUUGACUUGGGCAAGAAAUUAUUAAAAUUCGAAAAAAAUCAAACAGUCAGUGAUACGUUAAAGAAAAAUAGCCUGUCCGACGACAGAGUAACUUGGGAAAUACAAAAAAAAGAAGAAAAAAUAGAAUUAAUGGACAAUACUUCAAAAGAGGACUUUGGAAUCCAACAGUGCGAGCAACAAAACAAGAUCCUAGAAAUAGAACUGCGUGAGAAGGAGCGAAAGAUAAAGGAGAUGGGACACGACAUUUCGGAAAAGAACAAUAUGAUCCAGGAAUACGAGCAACAGGUCGUCGAGCAGCAGAACAAGAUUCUGAAAAUGGAGAAAGAGAUAACCGAGUUGAUGCAAAAAUUAGACGCAUCGGAGAACGUUAAUGCAUUGAAGGAGAAGAUCAGAAUAAGAAACAAGAGAGUGGAGGAACUGGAGAUAAAGGUCGACUCUCUGGAAAUUUUAUUCGUCGAGAGAAUCAACGUUGCGAUGAAGGAACUAACCGCCACCUUAAAGGAAAAGGAGAAAAUAGAAUUUCAAUUGAAGGAAGAUCUCGCGGACAAGAAGCGCAAGAUAAAAGAGUUGGACAUGGCGCUUUAUCAAAACAUCGCAGUCACGAAUGAGAUCGAAAAAAAAUUCACAUAUGAGAAAAAGCUCAGGAAAGAGGCCAAUCAAAAAAUCGCUGAGUUUGAAGAUAAGAUUACACUUAUGCAUACUUUGACUACAAAAUGCAUCACAUGUCAGCCGCUCAUUGAUAAAAUAUUGAAAACUGAAGAAGAGCUUUUCCAUUCGAAUCAGGAAGAGAUCGUUGAAUUGGAAAAACAACAACAGACAAAGAACGAAUCUUUAAAAACUCAUAUUGAAAAGGAUACUCCUCUAGUUCUGUUGAAUCAUACGUAUAGCAAAACUUCAAUGGAAGCAGAACAAACGGAGAGAUUAAAAAGUAAUGAGAAGAUAUUGUUUGUAUAAGAGGAGAAUGCAAAAAGCAUCAAAUUGGAUUUUGGAGGAACAAUAAUGCAAUUAGUUAUAAAAUUGAUUAUGAAUAGAAGACUUAAAAUAUUCAAUGAUAAUGACGACAGCAGUGACAACAAUAAUUUCUUUGACGAUCAUCUUAUCAAAAUCAAGACGACAUAUUGUGGAUGACGACAGUUUACCAAUAUCAGCUGCUACGAAUUAAGAGCAUUUAAUAAAGUCGUCGAUGGUGUCUGAUUUGAGAAGCAAAGCAGAUCAAUUACAGAAUAUCAGCAGGAUAUCGGAUAAGUACUCGAGACCUCUCACGGUAUUUCAAAGUAUCGGUCCCUUCGUUAUCUCAAUGGUGUACGCAUAUACAUCCGCGAAUGUAGAGGCAGUUUGUAGAGCAUCUUUAGAAAUGUAGCGAAAAAGAAAACAACAAAACGAACCAACCACAGCAAAAUUACAACACAACAACAAUUACGCAUCAUAUAUCUAUAUUCAUCGUCAUCAUCAUCUUCGUCAUUAUUCUCUAUUAACAAUAUAUCUCAUUAUCCACCUGAUACGUCCAGCAUGAAAGAGCUAACAAGAUUUUCAACCAAAAGCUAAUUCUUCAAGGUGCUGGUAACUGAUAGCUUAUCAAGUAAAUAGGAUCCGAUAGUUUGUGGUGGCUGAAACAAAACAUGAUGGAUUCAUAAGAUGGUUUUGGAUGAAUAAUCCAGAAUAUUUGUUGUGACCAUUUAUCUUCUUCUCCCUUCGACAACUUCAGCGAUAUUUAGAUCGUUGUGGUAUCAUAAUUUGUUAUCGUUGCAAUAAUACAUUGAUAUGCGUAUUUGUGCGCUGACUUGUUGUUUAUUAUAUAAUUCUUUGCAGCGCAAUAUACAUAUACAAUAUUAUUUUAAAAUUGACGAUUUAUUAGAAGUGCGUUUCUUACGUUUAUUUCUUCGACAUAUUUAAUCCUAAGUAUAUGUGUAGUUCAAUUAGCGCUGCAAAGAAAGAAAAGUUAGACUAACAGAUGAUUGAAAUAAUAAAAAAUUCUCAGA